AGGUGCAAUUAUUUCAUCCAAAACGACAAGUUCUUCUUGAUAGUCGUGUUCAUUCAAUACGCGUAAUCAAUACUAAGUCUUAUUCCCCCAACAAACUAAUUUUUAAUAGUACUACUAAUAAACUAUAUCCUUUUGUCUACUCUGAAAUACCUGAGGAAGUUGAGUAUUCACUUACUCCUUGUGACCAAAUGACUAAUAAUGAUAGUCAAUCAAUUGAUCCAUUAUCAGUAACCUCUACUUUACCUCCUGUUAUAUCUGAUGAUACAAGCAUGCCGGAUCCAUCAGUGAUGAUGGAAGAUACCAAUAACAUAUUCAAUGAGCCUGAACAAACAUACUCACUCAAGUGUUUACAAUCAGAAGCUAACCCACCAUAUUUCGUUUUAUUCAAUGAUGGUUUAUUUAUUCGCUUGACAAAACAACUACACUUUCGUUUUUGGCCAGUUGAGUUAAUUUGGAUAAAAAUGGAUGAAAAAAUAAGUGACUCAGAAUUCGAGCUUCACACUCCAGAAGGUAUUUACAAGCUUGAUUCCGCUUUAUGGCAUGCUGUUUUACUGAAAACUAUACACUCUGUAUUUACCAGUCGUGUUGAUAUACAUCGGAGUCCUAGUGAUCCUAACAACCAUGGUGAUAGUUGUAUAGAAUCUAAUUCUCCUCAAGAUCAACGGUGCUGUAUAUACCAUGUGUUUAGAUCUGGUCCACUCGAAGGUUUUGCUUAUUAUGGUUCAUGGUUAAACGGGAAAUUGCACGGUAGUGGUAAAUUAUGUUGGCCUGCGAAAUCAUUGAACUCCUUACAUUCACAUCAAUCAACAAACUCCAUAGAAAAUUAUGGUUCAGAAAUAACAUUCGAUCCUCAGAAUCCAAUUGAUAAUAAUAGUAUUACUAAUAAUAAUGAUAAUGAAGGUAGCUUAUCAAAUGAACUCAUACCUGAUUCAGUUCGUUUAUUUCUUACACUUACUGGUCCUUUGGAUAUUUGUAUGAGAGAUAUUGAAAAUGAAAUCGUUUCAAUUUUUUGUAUUGGAGAAUUCCAAUCAAAUCAACUUAAUGGUCUAGGUGAAUUGUGCAUACAGACAGCCCAAGGUUCUAUUAAUAUUCGUUCUGAGUGGAAAAACAGUCGGCCACAUGGUAUAGGUUCUUUAAGGUAUAUAAAUGGUGAUAUUUACACAGGUUGGUUCGUGAAUGGUGUUCGAGAAGGUCAUGGUUCUCAAGAGUUAUUUGCAGUGAGCAGUACACAAAACAGUAUGAAGUAUGCUAAACGAAAUCGCAGACCAAAUGAUUGGAAUAUAGUCUAUUUAGGACAUUGGCAAGAUGAUAAACAAGAUGGAUUCGGUAUAUCAAAGGAUAUAACAAAUGGUAAUGUGUACAUUGGUCAAUGGCUUAAAAAUUCUACACAUGGUCGUGGAAUAAUGCAUCAGUCCUCUGGGCUAUGUGUGGCUGGAGAAUUUGAAGCCAAUGGUAUAAAUAGGCAAGGUUUAUGUAUUACACCCGAAGGAAAUAUUUACAUUGGAAUGCUUUCUAAAAAUCAACCAAAGGGGAAAGGUAUAUUAAACAUUUUGUCGAGUAAUCUUCUACUGGUCGGUAAAUUCAGUGGUAAUGUUGCUAUUCAUAAAAACAACUACAACAACUCUUUAUUUUACAAUGAUAAUCAUAAUAAUAAUAAUAGGAAGAAGAAGAAUAAAAGUUUACACUUUAAUGGUGAUAUAAUUUAUACUGAUCAAUUCUUUAAAAACAACAGUAGGAUAUCGUCAGGCAGUUAUUAUUAUUCUCAUCAUCAUCAUCAACAUUAUUGUGUACCGAUUUUAGUACAGGAUCGAAUAAAUGGAAAUUGGAAAACAUGUGAUCGAAUUGAAUCGGUAUUAAAUGAAAUGGUAUUAUUAAAUGAAGAUUACAAAUCAUCAAUUAAUCUAACAAAUUCAAGUCCAAUACUACCCGACAUUAACACUAUAUCAUCAUGUCAAGAUUAUGUUGAACUAGCUAUAUUAAUUCUUUCACAUACUGUGCCAUUUCAUUUACGUUGGGAUAGUUUAUUCCAAAAUUGUAUCAUUGAUGCUACAGUUUUAUUACAGUCUAUGUCAUCUUCAAGUUUGACAGACUGUAUCGAGAGUUUAUCAUCAGUAACAUUAUCUACUGAAAAUCCUCCUCAUCUUGUUCAUAAUGAUGACAUCAAAAGUGUUCAUAUUGAUAAUUUAUCAGACCAUAUUGAAUUAUUAGAUGAAUUAGCUUAUUGGUGCCUUCCAUCAUCCUGUUUCGAUGAUGGUGUCGGUGGAAUGGCCUUGAAUUCAAUCGAUGAAUUAUUAUGUAAUUCACUAAGUCAAUUACCUUUACACAAAUCAAUGACAUCUACACUUGAAGAUUCUUCUACCAUUGCAUUAUCAUCACCUUUAUGGUUGAAAUAUUUACGUAUAAUCAGCUCACUAUUAGCUGAAUGCUUUCAACACAUCGUUUGCACUAAUACUAAUAAUGAUAACAAUAAUAAUAAUGAAAAUCUAUUAUUUUUCAAUAAAUCACCACAACUAAUCAAUGUACAACUGAAUAAUUCUUGUCCCCAAAUCAAUUAUGCAACACAUUUGAAUUUGGUCAUUGUUUUAACUGAAUAUGCUCAUCUUGUCAUUAGAUUAGCGUUUACAUUCACGUUAGCUAUACAACACAGGUUGAGAUGUGAGUCCAUUGUUCAAUCGACGACACAUUCAAAUCAUAUUGUUAAUUAUUUAUUUCAGAUUUGUGAGCCAAAUAUCAAUGGUGAUUUAUUUACUACCAUUAAUGAAACAUUUAAUAAUUUGAAAAAAAUCGAUGGACAAAUGACACCUGCAAUCGUCGGUGUUGAUCAUCAUCCUCCUACUGAAAAUGAACAAAACAGCAUAUAUGACAACAAUAAACCUGAUUCAAUUAGCAGUAAACAGUUAUUUCUGUGCAAUUUACCAGAAGUUCAAUUAAGUGGAUCUAUUAGUCUAUUUGAAUUGGCCUGUGAUUGUCUCUUACCUAAUAUCUAUUCCACAUUAUUUGAAUUUUUCAAAGCACAGUAUUCUCUAUUAGAUCAAUCCUAUUGGACAUAUCGUCAAGCAUUACAUGAUAAAUCUGAUUCAAUUCUUUAUUCUUACCUUGAAUUAGAUAA
Messenger RNA from Schistosoma turkestanicum, 3109 nucleotides. The record is from the annotation of a GenBank genome assembly. Lineage: Eukaryota; Metazoa; Platyhelminthes; Trematoda; Strigeidida; Schistosomatidae.